This is a messenger RNA of Metschnikowia bicuspidata var. bicuspidata NRRL YB-4993, 1266 nucleotides long. RefSeq names its product putative acyltransferase. The record is from RefSeq and is a predicted model, not a curated record. Lineage: Eukaryota; Fungi; Ascomycota; Pichiomycetes; Serinales; Metschnikowiaceae. The transcript has a single exon. Gene Ontology annotation, cellular component: endomembrane system. Gene Ontology annotation, molecular function: acyltransferase activity. The coding region runs from base 1 to 1266 and encodes 421 amino acids.
AUGGCUCUUCUAUCACGAAACCACUGGCCGUUCGUCUUUUUCCGGACGGCAGUAUGUGUGGUUGUGUUUGUCCUGGGCAUUCUUGCACUUCGUGUGGAUCAGAUUAUUGUGUGGACAACGCUUCGCCGCAUCCCCAGGUGGUAUUACACGUGCAUGGAUUUGACCAAGUUUUACUUUUUGCAAUUGAUCGUGUUUGUGACAUCUUUUGCGAGUCCCUGUAAGAUCAAGAUUUCAUUCCGAGCCACGGAAUUGCCGGAGCUGAACACUUUUCGAGUCGAUGCUUCUGGCAACCUCAUUUCAAGUUUGUCUCGGAACGCCAUAUUCAUCUCCAACCACCAGAUCUACACGGAUUGGAUUUUCUUAUGGUUUUUGGCAUACACUAGCAACUUGGCAAACUCAAUCUACAUUGUCAUCAAGGAGAGCUUAUCGAGAGUGCCCCUUUUGGGGCCCGGAAUGCUCAACUUCCGUUUUUUGUUUUUGCUGAGAAAAUGGGAAAAUGACAAAGUCAACCUAACAAACAGGCUUUUGGCCAUCGACGCGGAUGCUCGCGGAAUGGGCCCUGCAGCAGGCGUGUCCCUUGUUUCCUCUUCCCACAGCGCCAGCCCUUCUAUUGUGCAGUGGCCAAAAGGAAUGUCUGGCAAUUCCGAAGAUAUCAGUAACUACCAACUUGUCAUUUUUCCAGAGGGAACUGUACUUUCGCCCCAUACGCGGGAAAGGUCGAAUAGAUACGCAGACAAGAUGGACAGGCCCAGGUUCAACCAUUUGUUGCUACCUCGAGCGAGGGGUCUUUUUCUCAUGUUGAGACUGCUAAGAAAUACUUUAGCUGUUGUUUACGAUGUGUCCUGUGGCUAUUCGGGAUUAAACCCCGACGAAUAUGGUGAGGAGAAAUUCACGCUAAAGAAACUAUACUUGCAAGGAUUAGGCCCGUCUGCUGUCAAUUAUUUCAUUAGAGGUUUCCCGAUUAAAGACAUACCGCUUGGGGACGACGAUAAUUUGGAUGUCGAUGACGUUGAUCCCAAAACAUUGGAACAGUUUGAAGACUGGUUAUACAAUGUUUGGUGUGAGAAAGAUAAACUUAUGAAAAGCUUUUACGAAACCGGAUCCUUUGUCGUUGAUGAUGACGAGACAAUGCAAACAGUGGUUGCUAAGUUUAAGUUGAAACAAAGAUUCGAGAUUUUGACGCUAUUUGCCAUUCCAGGUACUCUCCUUUUGCUCGCGUACUGGAUAGUAAAGAAGAUCGUGAAUAUAUACACUGCGAGUGCCUAG